UGUGGUGCAGACAUUGUGUUCACCUUGUCAUCUUUAUAAACGCAAAGAUUCAUCCGCUACACUGCACGUUUGCGGACUUCUUGGAGCUAUCCCGCGCACAAAUACUUGUCCGCCGCGAUACAGGUAGGUAAGACUCUGACCGCUGCGGGUUCAUGUUGCGGCGUGGAAGGUAUGUAAUGAAUCCUGCGUCGCUGAUAUGUCAGCGCAAAGAACUUCGGCUUUGCGUGGUGUCUUUGUCGCGAAGCAGUAGGCAUCUUGGCGGCUUACAAAGAGCGGUUCUCGGCGAAUGUGAGGCAGCUUGAAGCUGACUGCAGUUACAUACAUAUCCUUUCCGAUGCCGCAUUGCGGACUAGUCUCCCGCCUUGCGGCCGUCUGUCCAAUGAGCAUGAACUCAGCGGAUGACAAAUGUGCGCUUACUAUACCUCGACUUCCGCACAAGACAGAAUCGACCUAAUAAACCUCCAAGAAAGAUACUGGGUAGCCAUACCCUUGGUAAUGUCGUUGCGAUCCGAGUCAAACGCUUGCACUGCCUGCGCAAGAGCAAAGCGGAAAUGCGGUCGACAGAUCCCAGCUUGCGCUCGAUGCGCGGACAAGCGCAAGUCGUGCAUCUAUCCGCCAUCAAAAAAGCAGACAGUUUCUUCCCUCUACACCAUCGAUAAUCUCAUGUGGGAUGUGGGAUUACCGUCCCUUGGCAGUAACAUCGACGCACCGGAGUCUCAAAUCCGGAUCCCCAGCGCAAUGAAGACCGAUUGGUUUCUUGCACCGGAGACGUGGACGAUAUCCCGCAGGUCGACAAAUUCAGACGAUGUACCAAUCGGCACAGCAGCAAUGAAGAAGUACGUGACGGUACUGCAGUCUUGGUUCAAAAGCUGGGUCACAACUGGUAGCAAUCCCUUUGUACACUCCUGCUUGUACGGUGUGAACUUCCCAACAUGCGUACAAGUCGCGUAUGCCACCCUAGCUAGUUAUGUGUAUCGGACGCCUGCGAAUACAGAAAUCGUCCUCCGCAUAGUGGAAGAUCGAUCGAACGACUUGUUACUGGAGAAUGGAGCCGUUUUAGAUCAAACUACUGCAGGGAAGUGGGUCGAUGUUGCAGGUCGUCAUGACGAUCUAUGGGGGCAACUGACACGUCUUCAUGCCCUUUUAGUCUACCAGAUGAUCGGUCUCUUCGAUGGUGACGUCCGCGCCCGUCAUGUCGCUGAAGGACAUAUGGCGAUACAGGAUAGCUGGGCUGGAAAACUCUUCUCCACUGCCAGAACCGCAUUGUCGAGCGAACAAGACAGCAUCGCUCAUCUCGCCAACUGCCUACCCAAGCUGUCUACUUACCUACAGCAACAGUGGUACUCGUGGAUACUGUCAGAAAGUAUCCGUCGCACCUGGCUCGUGGCCGUCAGUCUAUCGCCUGUCUUCUCGGUCCUCCAGCAGCGCUGGGGAACCUGUCCUGGUGGCAUCAUGUACACCAAUCGAAGUGGUCUUUGGGAUGCUACGAGCGCUGGGGAGUGGGAAAGACAGUGUUUGGAGAAGAAUGUGGCCUUCCUACAGCGCUUCGAGUGUGCGAGGCUUUUUCACUAUGCGAAACCAGCUGAUGUUGAUGAGUUUGGCAUCGCGAUGCUCGAGAUGACCUUCAGCGGGGAUUCAUUGGAGAACUGGAGGGAUAGAACUGGCGGCUUGUAG
Molecule: messenger RNA, 1674 nt
Organism: Alternaria alternata
Lineage: Eukaryota; Fungi; Ascomycota; Dothideomycetes; Pleosporales; Pleosporaceae
Exons: 3
Coding region: 406-1674 (422 amino acids)
Biological process (GO): regulation of DNA-templated transcription
Molecular function (GO): DNA-binding transcription factor activity, RNA polymerase II-specific; zinc ion binding
Source: RefSeq, a predicted model, not a curated record